UCCAAAAAUUUCUUUUUCUUUCCACUUCAGCAAUCCAUCGCUCAAAAACAGCGAGCUCUUCAGUGCUCUUCGUUGCAAAGCCUUCAGCCAGCAUGGAGAAGUCCUCAAAUGUCCAACCGAAUCACUCACCGAGAUCCAGAACGGUGCCCAGGAAGGAGAGGGAAAGGGGAGCCUUGGUGCCUCCAAGAGGUCAACGUCAAAGGGUACCCAAGGCCCAACGGAUCCCUGAAGCACCACCAGGGAGGAAAGAAAGGCUGCAGAAGGAGAAGCCGGAGGCCACUGAGGUGAUGGUGGAGCAGGAGACAGAAGUGAAGCUAAAAUCUACUGUGGUGGACAUAGACAGCGUGAGAGAUGAUGAGGUCAAGGAGGAGAAUCUGGGGCUCCUGGAGGCAGCAGAGCAGGAGGACGGUCUAAAGCGCAAGAACCUGGGGGUGUUUGAGUGGCUACUGAUGGUCAUUGUCUUGGCUCUGGUUCUCCUCUUCCUCCCUUUGUCCAUCUGGUUUUGUGUCAAAGUAGUGAGGGAACAUGAGAGAGCUGUCAUCUUCAGAAUGGGCCACCUGCUGCGUGGAAAACCCAGAGGACCUGGCCUCAUUUUCUACCUCCCGCUCCUUGAUGUGUGUCAUAAAGUCGACAUAAGACUGAAAAUGUUGAAGGUUCCACCACACAUGGUGGUGACAAAGGACCUGGUGAGGCCAGAGCUGAGUGCAGUGUGUUAUUACCAAAUAGAGAACGUGGCUCUGUGCAGUGCAGCUCUGUCCAGUCUGAGCACAGUUCUGCAGAACGUGGUCCAGGCAGCAGUCAGAGACGUUCUAGCCCAGCACACAUUCAGCCACAUCCUGCUGCACCGGCGGAGGAUCGGGGAGCAGAUACAGGCAACCGUUGACUCUGUUGCUUGUCGCUGGGGCAUCAGGGUGGAGAGAGCAGACAUAGAUGAGCUCAGUUUUCCUGUGGAGUUACAGCAGAGUCUGGCUGCUGAGGCCGAGGCCAAGAGACAGCAGCAGGUCAGAGUAAAAGCAGCAGAAAGUGAAAGAGCUGUCUGGGAUGGGUUUCGGGCCUCCUUCCGUCUCCUCCACCCAGCCUUGGUCCUUCCUCUCCCUCCAGAUCUCCUCAACACAAACUCCGACCUUUCAUCCCUCCCACCACCUCCUCCGCCUGCUAUGGAAGGAGAAGGAGGGCCGACAGUGGAGGAGACAGAGACAGACUCACCAAUGAUGUGAUCAGGUUGUUAACAGAUAAAAUGUAAAUUAUCAUUGUUAUUUAAAAUAUGCAAGGUGAAUGUGGGCUAGUCAUUCUCAUCUUCUUGUAGUUUUCACAUGUUUUAAUCCUAUGUUAAAGACAGAACUGAAGCUGAAUAAUUGUGUAUAUUCAAGCACAAUCUGCAUGUUUUAUAACAAUGAACUCUGACGUUUAAGAACCUGAGCCUGUGUGUAAACAGGUCAAAUAA
Molecule: messenger RNA, 1444 nt
Organism: Amphiprion ocellaris (clown anemonefish)
Lineage: Eukaryota; Metazoa; Chordata; Actinopteri; Pomacentridae
Gene: nphs2
Product: NPHS2 stomatin family member, podocin
Exons: 7
Coding region: 93-1217 (374 amino acids)
Cellular component (GO): plasma membrane
Source: RefSeq, a predicted model, not a curated record